CGUUCUUCAAGGUCCAAGACUAAAGAACUGCACUGCCAUGCAGCAGCAGCAGCAACAGAAGAACAGAAAGAAGCUUCACCUAAGAGUGAUAUUAGCUUUCCUGAGAGCCAGCAGGAGCCUAAAUCAACCGAAGAAGAAUUAUGGACACAGGAAGCGAGUCCCAUGGCUGACAGGCUGCUGUCCACAGAGGAGCAGGUGACUCUGAUCACCGAGAGUUUGACAGUCACCUCCACUGACCAGGAGAAAUUGCUGCUGCUCAACAAGAACACUGAGCUCCGCAGAGUCAACAAGGAGCUGAUGAAGCUGAACGAGGACUGGGACCAGGUGUACCGCAGUGCCACGCUGCGUCUACAGCACAGGCUGGAGGCUUUGGAGCUGGAGAACAACGCAAUCAAAGAGCUAAACAACAGACUGCUCCUGAAAGUUGAACAUCAGCAAAGUGGAAAGGAGUACUAUGAGCAAGCACUGAUGCAAGAGCUGAAGAAGAACCAGGAGCUGCAAGAAUAUAUCAGACUGCUGGAGAGCAGGCUGCAUAACCCAGAGAGAGACUACACACCUGCCAAACAGGACAGCUUUAAUGCUGUGAUAAGAGGUCCAGCUUUGGCCCCCAGCAGUCAUCCUGACCUGUCAUGCAGCUCUGGACAAAAGUCUUCAUCCUCAUUUUUCCCAGCUUCUUCCAGCCCGGAGGCUGAGUAUCAGGGAAAAUGCCAGAGCAGCAGUUCCCCGCUGGGAGCACGGGAAGAAGUGCAAGAUUUAAAAGAGCAGCUAGAAGCACUAAGAUGUCAGCAGACCGAGAUUUAUGAGGCAGAAUAUCAGACGGAGCACAACGACCACAAGCACACGCUGCAGGAGAACCGAAGGCUGAGGAGGAAGAGGGAGGAGAUGCGCCAACAGGUGGCACUAUUACAAGAACAGCUUAAGAUUUAUGAGGAUGACUUCAGACGGGAGCGGUCGGACAAACAGAUCCUGCAGCGACUGCUGUUACAGAAGACGUCUCAGCACAAAAACCCAGUGCUCAUCCACCGCUGUAAUAAUGAGCAGCAGCUGCUAGGGGGAGACAAGAGGACACAAAAUGGAGAAAAAAGAAAACACCACCCGCUCUGCCCAAAAAACCCUAACAGGGACAAAGACUCAGUCUGAGACUUGGAGGGAGAGUAAUCCACAUUUAAUGCCACACAGAAAAUGAGCAUCUGGUAAAAAAAAAAUGUCUUCUGGGAAAAAAAAACACCGUCAUUACAGAGAAAGUAAAAAUCGGACUCUUUGUGUCAUUUUUAGCACCUGCUCAAAAGUUUGGAGUCUCUUUAUAGUGUAAAAUAUAAUUUUAUGUAAUGCUCCCUUCACAGUAAAGGGGAAACUGAAACAGAAUAGAAAGGAGACCUCUGUGCAGAACUCAGUGAGAAGGCAACGAAACCAAAAACUUCAGUCUCAGCAAACAAAUGCCUCUCAGAUCCUCGACUGACAGCUUCAUAAAACAACCCGAGUGUGACUCAGAAAGUAUGACCUAGAGCACCUGCUGCUGUGUGAGCGCGAACAAAAAUAAUCAGACAAGUUUCAGAACAAAGUUCCUUUUUUUUAAUCCUGAGACAUUUUGAAACUAUAAUGAAGAUUUUAAUUAACACAACAGUCUUUAACUGUGCAAACUUGAUUAUUUACCCAUAGCCUAUAAUUUAAUUUAUAAUUUAUUAACUAAGUAAUACAGGAUUUUAUUAGCUGAAAAUGUGGCUCUGUGCACCCGUCUACAUAGUUUACAAAGAAUCAAACAUGAUUUAAGAUUUUUUUUUUUAAUUAUGUUUUUAUUAUUAAGAGUAUAAAAUGAGACUCCUAUUGUUUGUUAUAGUAGAUAAAAAAUAAAUGUAGUUUUCAUUUAAGAAUAACAUGUUUAGGUCAUGUUUUGAAUCUUUAAUAUCAUUAUAACACUUUUGUAUAACUCUUCUUAAUAAAUGUUGACAUAAUGGCUUACUUCAGCUACUGUUAAAAAGCAAUUAUAUCAAUUAAUAUUCAUUAAUUAACAUGAAUAAUAAUUAUAUUUGUCAUUAGUUUGUGUAAUUAAAAAUUGUUUGGAUAAAUUCAAUAUAAUGUAUAUGUCAUAGUGACACAGUUUUGUGUAUUAAUGUUUUAGCCUCAUAGUAGCAUCCUAAUAAUGCUAAUAGAUAUGUAACAAAUUCAUUAUUAAUUUAUAUUUACUAUCCAUAUAGUGUUUAUAGACAGCAUACAAAGCAAUUAUUAGUCAAUUAGUAAACAUGAAAUAGCAUGUCAUUGCUUGUUAAGUGUAAAAAUCUGUUUGUUUUAAUACAUUUUAUUUUGUUUCCCCUGACUUUGCAAAGCCACUGAAGUACUUUAGGGACAGACGAGCACACGAAUACAACAUUAGUCUAUUUUGAAUUUGGACACAAUGAGCUGGAUCAUAAAACGUAUUUGCAAUGUCAGAAAGUCCUACAAGGAAGUAGCAUUGAGUGCUUCCGGGUUUUUUUGCAAAGUUAAUGUUUGGUCACUGUGAAGAAAGCUUUAAAAGCUACAGCGCCUUUUUCCUGGUAACUGGUCUUCAUUGUCACUGAAACGGUUGACUCAUAUCACACAAUAGAGGUGGCCAGAUGGUGAUUGAGGGGUUUUCCUCUGAGUGAUUUUCCUCAGCAUACUUCCGGGUUUUGCACCACCCUGUGAAAGGUCACUUGACCUGUAUUUGUAUCAAAGAAAAUAAAAAGAGUGUAUAGUCUAUAUAUUACAAGUAAUUUAUGAAUUUGUUUUGUUUAUUUGGUCAUUGAUUUAUUGAUUUUAUGCACAGAUGCAUGUAAGAUGAAAAUUUCAUUAUGCAUCAGCACCAGAGUGACAAAAGUAAGUCAUGAGGUUACCAAGGAGUGGCAUCAUUGUGAAAGCUGCUGUUUCUUAGUUACACUGAAAACAAUCUGCACCCUCAAACAUUUCUCAGAAAAAGA
This is a messenger RNA of Archocentrus centrarchus (flier cichlid), 2933 nucleotides long. RefSeq lists its product as uncharacterized. NCBI's taxonomy places the organism in Eukaryota, Metazoa, Chordata, Actinopteri, Cichliformes, Cichlidae. The transcript has 8 exons. The record is from RefSeq and is a predicted model, not a curated record. Gene Ontology annotation, biological process: regulation of transcription by RNA polymerase II; cellular response to lipopolysaccharide. The coding region runs from base 163 to 1140 and encodes 325 amino acids.